CCGCUCUGAACCCCUGCAAAGCGGGGGCAGGUUUCAGGCUGGCUGCGGCCCCGUGCGCUAAUGCAGCGGCUUGCGCGGUGCCCGGGUUCAGCUGGCGCCACUGGGCAAGGACCCGCCAGGGCGCAGGGGAAGCGAGCAGACUCCCCCCUGGAUUGCCCGGCUCGGGCGGGGAUGGGGAGCGGCGCCUCUCCCGAGUCCGCGCCGGGGACGGCGGAGUUGGAAGAGAUGCAGCCCGCUCCUCCGGCGCUCGCUUUCCUGGCGGGGGGAGCCGCCCGGCCAUUUGCCGCCUUGGGUUGCUAACUCAACGCCCGUCAGUUUGCCGGCUGGCGCGCUGGCUGAGAAAGUGAUGGAGCAAGCGACUCCCUGCCAGCCGGCACCCGACAACCUGAAGGUGCUUCAGACCAAUGACUCGUACCACGACCGCAAUUGCAGUGCAGAGGAAGGGAUCUACCAAGAGGCCACUCCGCUCUCCUGGAAGAUAGUCCUCACCAUUAUCCUGGCUCUGAUCACUCUCGCCACCAUGCUCUCUAAUGCCUUUGUAAUCGCCACCGUCUAUCAGACAAGGAAAUUGCACACUCCGGCCAACUAUCUCAUAGCCUCCCUGGCCGUCACGGACCUUCUCGUGUCUAUCCUUGUCAUGCCCGUUAGCACCAUGUAUACUGUGACCGGGAAAUGGACUUUGGGCCAGAUCGUCUGCGAUGUAUGGCUAUCUUCGGAUAUUACUUGUUGCACAGCCUCCAUCCUCCAUUUGUGUGUCAUCGCCCUGGACAGAUACUGGGCGAUCACCGAUGCCGUUGAAUAUUCUAGUAAACGGACUCCCAAGAGGGCAGCUGGCAUGAUCGCUUUGGUCUGGGUCUUCUCUAUCUCCAUCUCCAUGCCGCCCCUGUUUUGGCGUCAAGCGAAAGCGGAAGAAGUGUCUGACUGUGUGGUGAACACAGACCACAUACUGUACACCGUUUACUCCACGGUGGGAGCCUUCUACUUCCCCACCUUGCUGCUGAUCGCCCUCUACGGAAGGAUCUAUGUGGAAGCCAGAUCUCGGAUCUUGAAACAGACGCCAACGAAAACAGGCAAAAGAUUAACCAGGGCUCAUUUAAUUACCGACUCCCCCGGAUCAUCUUCAUCUGUCACCUCCAUAAACUCCAAGGCCCCAGAGGCUUCCAGUGAAACGGGAUCUCCUGUCUAUAUGAAUCAGGUCAAGGUGAAGAUCUCGGACGCCCUUCUGGAGAAAAAAAAGCUCACGGCUGCUAGAGAGCGGAAAGCUACCAAGACUCUAGGGAUUAUUUUAGGAGCCUUCAUCGUCUGUUGGUUACCCUUCUUCAUCAUCACCUUGGUGUUGCCUAUUUGCAAGGACGCUUGCUGGUUCCACAUGGCCAUCUUUGACUUUUUCACCUGGCUAGGAUAUCUCAACUCUUUAAUCAAUCCCAUAAUCUAUACAAUGUCCAAUGAAGACUUCAAACAAGCUUUUCAUAAAUUGAUGCGUUUUAGAUGCACAAGCUGAAUGUUGAAUGCAUUGUUCUCCAGGGCUGCUUCAAUACACUUUGUGUCUGAUUCUACAGAAUCAAGUUGCUAUUGUAAAGACACACUGCUUGAAUCCCUCCAGCCCCAGUUGUCAGAUUCAUGAUGCUGCAAAAACAUCAAUACAUACUGCCACCAAAUUGUUCUGCCCUGCAUUUCAAUGUAACGACUCUUGCAAAGAUUCUUUUCCAAAACACCUAUCAGUUACAAAAAGAGGGCAACGGCAAAUCAAGAUUUAGAACUCAUCUGAGUUGGAAACAAAAUUUGAGAGUAAAACAUCUAUUUAUUUUGCAGGCUUGCCUUUAACUUUUCUCUUGCAAGUUGUAGGGGUGUGCAUAAUAGUUGUUUGUGUCUGUAUUAGCAUAGUUGUACUUAUGUGCACCUCUAAUUUCUUUCUUUCAGCGGAAAGAGUUGUUAACUUUACUUAAAAAGGGACUGGAGGAAAACUGCAGCAUUUAAAAAUAGGAACAAAAAUGACUCCUUGGGCAGACCACGUGUGAGAUGCAGGAGUGUGCAAAAUGUUAUAUUUGUAUUUCAAAACAAUAGCAAAUACAAAUACUGUAGUAAUAAGAGUCCUAGACAUAUUCAACUGCAUCACACAUAUGGCUGUGUCCUCAGGGGAUUUAUCCUUUAUCAAUUGCUCUCUCUUGUAUUAUAAUUUCCUUCAUAAAUUAAACACUUCUACGCAAACAUAAGGGAAAACAAAAGUUCUAUGUGCUUUAUGUUUAACCAGCUGGGACUAAGUACUGUUUGAUGUUGUAACUAAAGUUUUGUAUUUUUGUGUCCAUUGCACACCCUUACUGCAUCAAACACUGGAGAAUGUAGACCAUUUUAAAUACUUAAUAGCUAUUAUUCUACUCUAUAGAGAGAUGAAGCAAUAUGCUUUGUCAAAAGAGCCACAGCACCUGCAAAAUAAAUAUCCAUAAUCCUGGAUAAACUGAUGUCAGACAUCAGUGAAAUAACUCUCAUUUCGUUAUCUUAUUUCAUUUUUUUCUUUA
Mauremys mutica (yellowpond turtle) is the source of this 2516-nucleotide messenger RNA. RefSeq names its product 5-hydroxytryptamine receptor 1B (gene HTR1B). Gene Ontology annotation, biological process: chemical synaptic transmission; vasoconstriction; regulation of behavior. Bases 347 to 1501 code for a protein of 384 amino acids. The transcript has 2 exons. The record is from RefSeq and is a predicted model, not a curated record. Gene Ontology annotation, cellular component: plasma membrane. Gene Ontology annotation, molecular function: G protein-coupled serotonin receptor activity. Lineage: Eukaryota; Metazoa; Chordata; Testudines; Geoemydidae.